This is a messenger RNA of Quercus robur (English oak), 792 nucleotides long. RefSeq lists its product as uncharacterized. The coding region runs from base 218 to 637 and encodes 139 amino acids. The record is from RefSeq and is a predicted model, not a curated record. The transcript has a single exon. Lineage: Eukaryota; Viridiplantae; Streptophyta; Magnoliopsida; Fagales; Fagaceae.
CAGACCUAGCCAAAUUUCCAUUAAUUCCGUAGUUUUCAUCUCACAGCCCACAGCCUGAGAGAGAAGAUAAAAAAAAAAAAAAAAAAAAAGGAAACCUUUUGUAACAGAAAAGGUAUAGAUGCCUUUAGCUUAUCUCUACCUACAGCAUUAACGUAAGGCUCAAAUUCACCCAAGAUAACAUGGACCCAACAAGACUUUCUUAGAGAAAAAGAGUUCCAUGAAGAAAAAACCAGAGGUUGAAGAUGAGCAAGACCUGGAAAUCCUCAAGGCAGUGGCACAAGCAUGGCACAACCGCUCUGGCAGCUCUAGGCCUAUGAAUGAAUUUGAUGCCCCCCUGAGAAAUUUCAAAGGAAAUCCUUCUCGAUUCAAGCUAGAAGCAAUGAGCAAAUCAUCAUCAGCUAAUGAUAGCAGCCAUGGUGCCACUUGGGAUUUUGGGCAGUCUCUAUGUGAUUCCUAUGAGAUUGUGACCUUGUCCAGAAGGUUAGAGACUGGUUUAUUGUCAGAUAAUCCAUUUGUUGAGUUGGAUAGUCCAAGUCGUGUCCGUAGGAGGCGCAAGGAGAGUCGGCAUAGCCUUAGAAGUUUGUUCAAUCAGAUUUCUUCGAGGAGAGUUACAGGGGCUGAUAUUCCAAGAGAAUAGGAUAAACUCUUUCCAUCUAUUUUGGUAUGUGAAUUCCCAUUUUUCAGGUUACAACAUCAUUUACUUUCCCUAUAGUUUUAUGCAGGGAACAAAACUUCCUACUUCACUUUGUUUAUUCAUUUUUAUUUAUUUAUCAUUUUGUGGUGUGAGUUCCA